Messenger RNA from Necator americanus (New World hookworm), 2583 nucleotides. RefSeq lists its product as uncharacterized. Gene Ontology annotation, molecular function: protein binding. The record is from RefSeq and is a predicted model, not a curated record. Bases 1 to 2583 code for a protein of 860 amino acids. Lineage: Eukaryota; Metazoa; Nematoda; Chromadorea; Rhabditida; Ancylostomatidae. The transcript is spliced from 14 exons.
AUGAAGAUUACCUGGGAGAGUGGAGACUGGCCGGGAGCUUUCAUCGAGCCAGCCAUAACCCACCUGGCCUGGGUCUCACAGCCCGAUCGACCCGGACACGGUCUGCUGGGGGUCGGCUCUGAUUCGGGCUCGGUGGGGAUUACGCUCACUGAUCUGCAUCCUACGGAAGACGACAAUGGGCGCUACAACUUCAAUUUACGUGGACAUCACUCCGCGAUCUGUAUGGUGACGUGGAAUCGCGUGCAAACGAAGCUCGCAUCCUGUGAUUCCUCCGGUGUCAUCUACGUGUGGGUACGCAAUGACGAUCGUUGGUCUGUGGAACUGGUGAACGACCGUGGAGUGAAAGUUCGAGAUCUUAGCUGGAGCCCCUGUGGCUCGUCUGCACUAAUCUGCUAUGAGGACAACUUCGUGCUGAUCGGAUCAUCGACAGGUCAGCGAGUUUGGAGCAACUCAUUCCCCACGGCCAUCACCGUGACUGCUGGUGUAUGGGCUCCAGAUUCACGACAGUUGGUACUCGGCUUUGCUUCUGGCACCAUACAGGUGCUCUCUGAUCAAGGCGCAAAUAUCACGGAACGCUCUUUUACCAGCGAUCCUAUCGUGAAACUUGCCUGUUCCCCAACGAAUUCCAAAGACGAUCGCUGGAUCCUUGCCAUUCUCACCAGUGUUAACAAAAUCUUAAUGAUUAGCGCUUUCGACCAAAUCGAUCCUCUUGUGUACGAGUCACCGCAUUCCGUAAUUCAAGUACAAUGGAACUCCGACGGCUCGAUCCUCGCCUUGAUCAAUUCGAACCACGAGUUGCUGAUGUUGGACAGGGAAGCGCGAGUUGUACAUAGGGAAACACUGUCCCUACCUAAGGACAAGCCACUUUCCGCCCUCACUUGGGCCCACGAAGGGCGAGCGAUUGUUGUUGCUGCUGGAGGUCAUCUAGCGAUUGGGAAACUUUUGCUGGGUGUUCCUUCGUUAUUCGAUCUGGUCACUUACGAAUUGUGGCGAUGCCUUGGAUCGCAAUCUAAGAAAGUGGAUUCACUACCUAUUCCGGUGAAGGAGAAGAACGCGCUGAGAUCGUUAGAUCACCAUGUGAUUCGGUGCCGAAUACCACGAAUUGACGACCUCUGCUCUUUUGUAUGCAAUGCGAGUGAAGCGAGAUGUUAUUGUACGAUCAAGCCCUUGUCUAGAGGAAGUCAUUCCUAUGUUUUAUGUAUGGAGCACCUCGGUGGACUGGUGCCUCUUCUUGUUGGUCGACAGGUUAACCGUUUCCUGCCGCAGUUCCAUAUCUCUCUACAUCCUGCGGAUGGUCAAGUUCUUUCUACAGGAUCAUCUCCUCAAGUUGAAGACCUCUCAAUAAUUCCGCGAACAUCAAAUGGAAGAAACUCUUUAUGGCGAAGAAGUAAAAGACAGAUCCGAGCACUUAUGUCAAGACACGUUCGUCCUCCUCGUCCGGAUCUCAGGCUUGUACAGGUUUCGUCAAAUGUUUGGUGCACACGGUUUAGUAUCACUUCAAUGUCGCCUAAACACUUACCGGAGUUUCUCGGGCAGGUUGUUUACAAAACAUCAGUCCUCCACCUCCAACCUCGCCAAAUGACGAUAGAUAUUGCGGUGCUAGGAGGAGCGCGUGAUAUAGCAGCCUCCACUCUGAACUCUCGCGCUACCUCAGCUUGUACUUCACCGGGAACAAGCGACGGUGAUAUGGACGAUUUGACGGCACUUGUAUCUCAGCAACGUUUUCGCGACGAUGAUGGCUUGACACGGGAGGAGCGAGCGUUUUUUGAUAGGGUUGUUUCGGAGUGCACUUCGUUGCGUGCAGCUAUGGAUGCUGGAGGGCUUGGCUCAUCGUCUUCCCAGGUUGCUGCUUCAAAGGAUGGCUCGUCUCCAGCGCGUGCCGAAUCGCGUAUGGAUGACAUUGAACAGACGAUAAGCACUACAAGCACUUGGCAUGACGAAAUCGACUCUCUCGAGUAUAUCGAUGGCGUUGAAGAUCGCGAUCCAUUGGUACCGGGAACAUCAUCAGCAACAUCUGUGGCAUCUGCACCAGUAACAUCAUCUUUGAAAACUGGCCAACAAAAAGAGAGCGACGACAUCAAGGCGCAUCUCGACAAGCUAGCUCGGAUCGCUGGUCAACUCAGUCAUCGUCAUGCUGACUUUAACCCGAAACGCGAUAGGGCUUCCAUCAACAAAAUGCGUUCCCAAAUGAAGGAAUUACUGCGGAGGGUCAAUGAGAUUGAAAAGAAGGUUGGCACUGGAGAUGUUCGGGGUGAAGUUCGUCAAUUGAUGCGCACACUAGAAGAGAUGAAGUGUGCACUGGGAGAGGGUCCCUCUCCAAAAUCUACGGCUGUUACCCCUAUUUUGACUAUGCAUAACAAGACACCUUUUUGGAACGAACAUAAUCAGGUGUAUCAGUUGGAUUUUGGUGGUCGUGUUACCCAAGAAUCGGCAAAGAACUUUCAGGUGGAGAUGGACGGAAAGCAAGUGCUUCAGUUCGGGCGCAUUGAAGGAGGAGCAUACACACUGGACUUUCGACGCCCAUUUUCAGCGACUCAAGCUUUUGCUGUAGCGUUGGCAAGCAUCACGCAAAGGCUCAAAUAG